GCAACGUUGCUGCUGACUUUAUAAAGAUGUGCUCUCGAGUGCUGCACGGUUGACGCGCCACGAGAGCUGACGCUCAAACUGUUGUUGCGUCCUUUAUGUCGAUCUGAGCUGUAGUGCUCGAGCUCAGCUCAAUUAAGACGAUCUAUAACGCUUUUAUGUAACGUUAAUAUCAGUAAAGGGUGUUCCCUGAAAAUAUGUUAAUCAGACGCAUGAUCUGGUUCUGUUUCUGAAGGCUGUCUUCAUAAGCUGAGAGGUCAAUACAAUGAACUGAUAUUUGGAAGUUUAAUGCGAUUUAUAUCAUUUUAGAUGAUAAAAUACUUCCUUUCCACAUUUAAUAAACAGAGACAUCUGCAAUAUUAUUAAAACAGCAUGUAGAUCAUUCAUAAGUUAAAAUAUAAAUUUUUCAUUUCUCUUUGGAGUGUUACAAGCUCUUGGUAGUACAUGAAGAAGAUCUGUAAAGUUGCAAAGACUAAAGUCUCAAAUCCAAAGAUAUAAUCUUUAUCAAAGUUAAGACUCUGCCACGCCCCCCCCUAAAAUGGCUAAUUUAACCCCCCCUCCAUGUUCAUGACACUAUGUGGAAAUAUUUGCUAAUACAGCCCAAAUGUUCAUGCAAAGAAAGAAGAUGUGGUUUCAGUAAGUGCAGUUAGUGUUGAAACAGCCAUGACAUCCCUUUGCUGUGUGUAUCUAUGCAAAUACAAAAUCAUUUUAUUUGGUCUUCCGAAAGUAUAUAGAUGCAUUUAGGAAUCUUUAAGAUUACUUACAACAGAACUGCAACGCAUUUUAUGGACGACUGUUUUGUGAACCUAGGAGAGGAGGUAAUUCUGACUUUGCUACAAAAUUCUGGAACUUCUAAAUCAGCUAAUAUGGCAGGUGAGAGAAACCCUGCGUCAUGUUACCUGGAUGAAAGGACCUUUCAGCUUUGCUGUCAGCUCUUUCUCCAGCACUCUGAGACCAUCCAGGACGGCUGGAGCUGGGAGCAGAUCAAGGGCACUGAUGAAGGCUUCAUGAAGAAGACUGUUCUCAUGCCUGUAAAACCAAGCGUUUUGCACAAACAACAUGAGUAUUCCAUACAGGAUGAAAACAUGGUGACAGAUGAUAUCCAGGCAAACGUUGAGGAUGAAACGGCUGGAGUUCAGGCAGUAUGUGAAAUUCACGCUGUGCUGCGCUAUGAAUACCACGUUCUGUAUUCUUGCAGCUAUCAGAUCCCCGUCCUCUAUUUCAGAGCCUCCACGUUAGAUGGGCGACCCCUGUCUCUCGAGGAGGUGUGGAGCAAUGUUCAUCCGAACUAUAGACAGAGACUACAGCAGGGACCCUGGGACACACUGACCCAACAGGAACAUCCUUUACUGGGCCAGCCAUUUUUCAUGCUUCAUCCAUGUCGCACUGAGGAGUUUAUGAAACCUGCUCUGGAUUUGGCACAAGCUGAAAACAAUCUGACAUUUCUCUUCAUUACUCAUCCAAGUAGCGUGCUGUGCCAGGACACGGUUUAAAAGUUGAAUGGAAUCAAAUCCCUCUGAAAUCCUGACCGUCUGAUGUGAAGUCUGAAACGGAGGAGCUGAGUUUAGAGUUUGGAGUUUGAGAGAAGACGGUGAAAGUCCUCAGUCAGCAUGUCUAAAUGGGGCGAGCGGCUCCCAGGGGACUGUAUCAGUGUUGGUAAGGAGGUCAGCCUCCUACCCGAAGCAUCUCGCUCUAAUGGACAGACAGGAAUGAUGGCGAGCAGAGAGAGAAACACAUAGAUGGAGCACAGUAGGGAAAUGUUACCUGCUUCAUAAACAGGGUCAUUCUUAAAGGUUUAGGUCACCCAGAAAAUAAUUAAGGACAGUCAAGCUCAAUUAUAAAGUGUAAAUCUUUUCAAAUCAGUGAAAUUGAAAUUGAUGCGUCCAAUGGUGCAUGGUUUUAUUUGUGUCUUGAAUUCAUUUAUGUGUUUCUCACACAAAGCUACAAGUCACAUGCACAGCUUUUAUCCCAUCUAUCAAAAAUAUGUUCUAAGAAAAUGUUGGUAACGUUACUAUUAAGUUACCAACAACAAAAAAAAAACAUUCUCUGAAUGUUUCAUUUUUAUUUCUAGUAAUGCAAAUGUUACAGAAGCAUUAUAAGAACACUAUUUUUUUGAAUGUUCUCUGAACGUUUUGAAACCGUAAGUAGUAAUGUUUAAAAUGUCGACAACAUUUAAAUAAAAUUUUUGUGCUGGAAUUUUGAGAAUGUUCUUAAAGGCAGAACAACUGAAUGAACAUUCUAUAAACGUUAUGUAGCACUGAAAAAAUGUUAAAGUAACGCUACAUUUUAGGGGAAUGUUACUUUCGAAUGUUCUCUGAACGUUCUGAGACGGGUAUUAGGUAGGAACAUUUAUUAAAAGGCAAAUAUCCAACUAAAAUGGUUGUUCACACUGUUAAGAUAACAUUACCACAAUGUUAGUCAAAGUCCUGAUACUGUUCUUUUUUAGCUUGGAUGGUGCAUUUUGACAGGCCCAUGGUCACUGUGGGUUUCAAUUGUAAGAAAACUGUAAGCCAUCUUUAAACUAUCUUCUUUAGCAUUUCUUGAGAGUGAGAAGUAUGAGAGUAUGAUACAACAUGACGCUGAGUAAAGAUAACAUCUAAUUAAUUUAAUGGAAAAUUUCAUUUCUUCCAUAGAGAGCUCUUUGCCACACAAUGAAAUGAAUAGCGACUGUCAAGCUCCAAACAUGGCAAAAAAUAAAAUAAUAAUAAUUCAUAAAAGUGCACUAAAAUAAUCUGUAUGAAAUAUGAGAUGUAUUGGCGUGAGGGACAGAUGCAGUUAUUAUUCACUUAUCUUUCAGAUGUCAUUCAGGUUUGCCUUCAAUUCCAGUCAUUUUGCUGCUCAACAGUUUUACUGUAUGGAAAAUACAACAUUGUUUAUUCUCCACAGAGUGUUAAUGACUAGCUUAAUCCAGCUAGCAUGCUCCAAAACAGACAUGACGGUGAGUAAAUGAUGACAACAUUUUCAUUUUUGGGUGCACUCUUGUCACAUUUAGGAUGUGUGGCUGUGUGCAGAGCGUUUCAUUGACGUACGUAGCAUGUACUAAGUUUUAGACAGACCUCAAUAUUAUUAUUAUAUCUGGAGGAGUUGUUACAUUAGAGGAAAGGAAAUUAGAAUUGCCGUAGAAACAAAUACUCAUUUAUUUUACAUGCUUCACUGGAGGUGUUGCUUAAUGGAGUUUGAUCGCUCCUAAUGGAGUUGGGGAAUUAAAUUUGUGAAAUGCCACCGUGCGCGUGAACGAGCCGCUGCUGACAUCUGUUGGUCAACAUUAGCAAGUGUUGUUGUAGUUUAAACAUCUGUCCACUAGGAGCCGCCAUUGACCGAGGCGCAAAUGAUUCAACACUUGAUUGAAUUCGAUUACAAAAUAUAGUAGCAUUUAUUAUAAAGCAAUAUAGCCCAAGCUCACCUUUCAAGCACGUUUCUCAGUAAGUUGUCAGGUUUUUCAGUUAUUCUAGUAACAGUUAUUCUAGUUGGAUAUAAUGAUAUCUUAUACCAGUGUUGUUUACAGUUAUUACUAUUAAUCUAGUUAAAUUAGAUUGGAAGUUUUUCUAAUCUAAUAUUUAUAUUUUAUUUCGGAUUUAUUUCAAUUACCAGAAACAAUCUAAAUAGUCUUGAAACCGUUGUUAAUUAAUAUUACAAAACUGUCUGAUACAAUGAAACUUAAAAGUGUUUUUAAGUCUGACUGAUCAUUUUUCACGUUGCUGUACUAGUAGAAAUGCCUGGCUAUAUUCAGCUUCAUGUAAGCUACUUCAACUAAAUAGUAUAUUUGUCAGUAUUAUGUGUAAAAAUGCUCUUAUCCAAAUGGACUUACAUAGGCAUUUUUUGGACACAAGCAUAAUCUAAAAACCAUGUUAGGUAAGUACAGUGUUAUGUUAGUUUUAUUAUAUUAUUAUUGUUCCUUUA
Molecule: messenger RNA, 3897 nt
Organism: Carassius auratus (goldfish)
Lineage: Eukaryota; Metazoa; Chordata; Actinopteri; Cypriniformes; Cyprinidae
Product: ubiquitin-like-conjugating enzyme ATG10
Exons: 7
Coding region: 732-1490 (252 amino acids)
Biological process (GO): autophagosome assembly; autophagy of mitochondrion; protein lipidation
Cellular component (GO): cytosol
Molecular function (GO): Atg12 conjugating enzyme activity
Source: RefSeq, a predicted model, not a curated record